UCCUCAGUGCGUGGACGACGAACAUGAUAGGUAUGUUAGUUUGAUUCUUGGCCUCUGAUUUCUUCUCCUUUCCUCUUAGAAAUGUGUUCUUCCCAGUCAAGCGCUAUGAAGCAGAUGUUAGUGGCUGGCGACACGCCAUUUCUUCCCGAAGAAAUCAUCACAAACAUUCUCAAACGACUCCCUGUGAAAUCCCUGAUCCGAUUUCAGAUUGUGUGCAAACAUUGGAAUAAUCUCAUCAAAACCCAAUCUUUCAUCGCUGACCACCUCCACCACUCCACUCAUCAAAACCCUUCUCUUCUUAUCCAGCAGAUUCGGACGAAUCCUUUGUGCUUGUAUUUGCUCGAUUGCCACAUGCAAUUCCGUGAAGUUGAGAAGGCCCCUUUGAUCAGUUCCUUGGUGUGCGCUCGGAUCAUCGGUUCCAGUAAUGGCUUGCUCUGUCUCGCCGAUUAUAGGAGAUGCCCACCUUCCCCUUUGUUAUGGAAUCCAGCUAUUAGAGAGGUGAGACAGCUGCCCAUAACUACUGAUCAUUUUGAAGGUGAGUGCCUAUUAGGAUUUGGUUUCAGUCCUAUCAUUAAUGAUUACAAGAUAGUGAGAGUUUACGAGCUUAUUGUAAUUUGUCAAGUGGAAGUGUAUUCAUUGAGCACAGGAUCAUGGAAAGACAUAGAAUUUGAGAACCUAGGGGGUGUAAGUCUUGUCAGUCACGCUGUCACUGUUAAUGGAGUUAUGUUCUGGUAUGGGUUAAGCUUAGAAAUGAGUAUAGGAAAUACUUAUGUGAUAGUUUCAUUUGACAUAGCAUCAGAAGUGUUUAGAGUGAUUCCAUGGCCUGCUUCAGCAAGUUAUUCAGGUAAGCUUGCUACGUAUGAGAACAAACUUGCUACACUUUCUCAUUCUAGGAUUGGAAAUUCUCAAUAUUCUUGUCUUUAUUUGGGUGUGAUGGAGGAGGGGGGUACAGGUUCAUCUGGGGAGAGAUGGAAUUCAAGUAAGAAAUAUAUUCGCAGUUCCUGUCCUUUCAAGUUACAUCUUGGGGCCAUUUGGAGAGAUCAAAUUGUGUGUGUAGUUUUUGGACUUCCUGGAGUUAGCAGUGAAAGUGAAAUGGCAAAUGAUGAAUCCAAAGUUGGCUUAUACCUUUUCAAUGUCACUACUAAUGAAUGUAAGAGGUUUGCUAUCCCCGGACCUAGCUUUCAUGUAGAUGUUUUCAAUUAUGUGGAAAGCCUUGUACCGCUUGGCAACAUCCACAUCGAAGAGCAUUAAUUAUUGUAUUUAAGAUAUACCUUCCAGAUCUGUUGUAGAUUAUUCUGUACUUAUAAGGCUUAAUGCCGUUGAGGGAUGUUAUUCUGAAUGAUGAAUGCUGAAAUCUAACUCCUGAUAUUUCUUGCUUUAUUUGACCCGUCUAUAUUUUCAAGU
This is a messenger RNA of Neltuma alba, 1404 nucleotides long. Its product is annotated as putative F-box protein At1g32420. Gene Ontology annotation, molecular function: protein binding. Lineage: Eukaryota; Viridiplantae; Streptophyta; Magnoliopsida; Fabales; Fabaceae. Bases 82 to 1251 code for a protein of 389 amino acids. The record is from RefSeq and is a predicted model, not a curated record. The transcript has a single exon.